GUGCGGCCCGAAAAAAUAGCUCCGGCGGUCAGAGGCGGAGCCGGGGCACGUCUCUCAACGCGCUCCGGCUCGAUUGGUAGGCCUCCCGCGGCGGGGUGCCUGUCGCGCUUCUGGGGCCCGCGGCGGCUGAGCCGGGUGGGGCCGGGCGCAGUGCUGGUGGGAGACCGCGAGUGAGGACGGCAACUCAAAAUUUUUAAAUUGCCAGUCUCUGCUUCUUUUGAUUCUGCAAAAGAAACUAUAUCUCCAACAGUUUCUGAAGCCCAGGAGUCCAGUAAAUCAUCAAACAGACUCAUGAAUGAAAAACAGCGGGAGGAAGCAGAAUGGGAAAGCAUAAAUGUGCAGUUGAUGACGCAUGGCCUAAGACCUUUGUCUCUAGUCAAAAGACCAGAUCUUAAUGAUCUCAUCAUUUUUGACAAACAGUCAUCACAGAGAAUGAGACAAAAUUUGAAAACAUUGAUGGAAGGAACAGCACGUCAACAGAACAUGAUCCAGGAGCUCAUAGAAACUAAUCAGCAGCUUAAAAAUGAAGUUCAGCUACAACAAAGCCAAGCAGCAAAUCAGGAACAACGAGCUAAUGACUUGGAACAAAUUAUGGAGAGUGUGAAAUCCAAAAUUGGUGAAUUGGAAGAUGAAUCCCUAAAUAGGGUUUGCCAACAACUGAAUAAAAUAAAAGAUCUUCACAAAGAACAUAAAGCUUUACAGGCAAAAUGUCAGCAUUAUAAGAAAAAAGGAAUGGAACAAGAAGAGACUAUUGCUUCUUUGCAAAAGGAUAUCUAUAGAUUAACAAAGGAGGAGGAAGAACGCAUUGUCACUCAAAACAGAGUGUUUGCUUAUCUCUGCAAAAGAGUUCCUCAUACCAUCUCAGAUAAACAGUUGCUUUGCCUAAUUGAUUACUAUGAAUCUAAAAUUAGAAGAUUUCAUAAACGAAGGCAAUGUAGAGAAGAUGAAAGUCAGGCAGAAGAAGACGACUACAGGAGUUUGGAUAUGUCACCAAAUUAUAAAAGCCUGCUAAUGUCAUUACAGAAUCAACUCAAGGAAUCAAAAUCCAAGAUUGAUGCACUUUUAAGUGAAAAACUGAAUCUUCAAAAAGAUUUGGAAGCCAGGCCCACACAGCAUGAAUUAAGACUUUAUAAACAACAAGUGAAGAAACUGGAGAUUGCCCUUAAGAAAAGCACCAAAUUACAAGAUCUUCUGAGUCCAAAACAGGCUGAGGAUACAGAGAAAAAAGAUGAGCCCAGCAAAGAUAAUCAGCGGCAGGCCCUUACUGACCAGAGAUACUUUCAGGUACUGAGUAGCAUUAAUUCAGUUAUUCACAAUCCAAGAGUUCCAGUAAUAAUUUAUAAACAGAGCAAAGGAAGCGUUCAACAUUUUAAAAAAGAUCUUGUUCAAGAUUGUGGAUUUGAGCAUCUUGUUCCUAUAAUAGAAAUGUGGGCAGAUCAACUGACUUCCCUAAAGGAUUUAUAUAAGUCCUUGAAAAUACUAUCUGCAGAACUGGUGCCUUGGCAUAAUUUAAGGAAACAGGAUGAAAAUGAAGGUAUCAAAGUUGAGGAUCUGUUAUUUACAGUAGACACCAUAUUAGAAGAAGUUGAAAAUAAGGAAAAGGAUGGCAAUAUGCCAAACUUUCGAACUCUGCAGGCUAUUGUUUCUCAUUUCCAAAAAUUAUUUGAUGUGCCUUCUUUAAAUGGAGUGUAUCCCCGAAUGAAUGAAGUUUACACUAGGCUUGGAGAAGUAAACAAUGCUGUGAGAAACCUCCAAGAACUUUUAGGAUUAGAUAGAUCAUCCUCAUUGUGUGUGCUGGUGAGCACAGUUGGGAAAUUGUGUAGGCUGAUUAAUGAGGAUAUGAAUGCACAGGUUAUGCAGGUAUUGGGACCUGAAGACCUCCAAAGCAUUAUCAAGAAAUUGGAAGAACAUGAAGAAUUUUUCCCAGCAUUUCAGGCAUUCACUAGUGAUCUACUUGAAAUCUUAGAGAUUGAUGACUUGGAUGCCAUUGUACCUGCAGUAAAGAAAUUAAAAAUACUAUCAUACUGAUAGCAAAUCAAAUCAUUUUACUGUGUAAAUUGCAUUCUUAACAUUCUAAGAAUUUCAUAGGAUUGAUCUUAAUUUGAGACAAGGGUUAUAAAUGUAUUUAUACAGGAUUCAGCCCCUUCUUAGUAUUGGGUUCUUCUCCAUGCAUAAAAUUUUUAUAAGGUUCUUAUAUAGAAGAGUUGCAAGUUAAAGUGGAAAGUUAACUUUAGAUCCUUUCAUCAUUUCUUAAGCAAUUUUCUUGAGUGCUUAAAGUUUUAAGGUUGUUUUAAAGUAUAGUGUGUGAGUGAAAGAGAAACUCAAGGAUAAAUAUGCAAGUAAUAGAAAGGCUGUGUUUAAUUUCCGUGUUGAGUGACCUCUGGUUUUGGGAGCAAGGAAUACCAAUGGCUUUCUUACGUCCAGCCUUAGCAGGAAGCUGUUGCUUUCCUGGCAAGGCAGUGGCACAUGCUGUUACAGUAUCCCUCAUGGCACUUGCCCCUUCAAAGCAGGAAGAAACAAAAAAUGUUUUAUCAUUGUGUUAGGGUAGGAAAUGAAUUAUGAGGUGAAAGAGAUGAGUACAUAGAAGUCUCUCAUUAAAAGUGUCUUUUUUUUCUUUUGAAAUCUUGAUGUAAUGUACUUUUAUAAGGCAUGAGCUCGUAAAUAAAAUUUUUGUAAAGAAUUUCCAAA
Molecule: messenger RNA, 2688 nt
Organism: Manis javanica (Malayan pangolin)
Lineage: Eukaryota; Metazoa; Chordata; Mammalia; Pholidota; Manidae
Gene: CEP70
Product: centrosomal protein 70
Biological process (GO): cilium assembly; regulation of microtubule cytoskeleton organization
Cellular component (GO): centrosome
Molecular function (GO): gamma-tubulin binding
Source: RefSeq, a predicted model, not a curated record